Harmonia axyridis is the source of this 451-nucleotide messenger RNA. Its product is annotated as mediator of RNA polymerase II transcription subunit 22-like. NCBI's taxonomy places the organism in Eukaryota, Metazoa, Arthropoda, Insecta, Coleoptera, Coccinellidae. The record is from RefSeq and is a predicted model, not a curated record. The coding region runs from base 59 to 400 and encodes 113 amino acids. Gene Ontology annotation, biological process: regulation of transcription by RNA polymerase II. The transcript has 3 exons. Gene Ontology annotation, molecular function: transcription coregulator activity. Gene Ontology annotation, cellular component: mediator complex.
CUGUAAGGAGGCUUUAUUGAAAUUGUAUAGAACAAGACUGAAGGAUGAUGUGAAGAGUAUGCUAGAAAAUUUCGAAGAAAUUGUGAAACUUGCCAAAGGAGAACAUGACACCCAGUUAUCUAGGAUGACACAAUGUGAGCAAGAUACUUUUGAGAUGCAUGUCCGAGCAGCUAAUAUUGUUCGAGCUGGAGAAUCCUUGAUGAAAUUCUCAGUCUCAGAUAUCAAACAGUAUCUGAUUUUGAAUGAUUUCCCCUCAGUUAAUGAAGCUAUUACGCAAAAUUCAAAACUUUUCAGGACAAAGCAAGCUGAAUGUGACCAGAAACUAAUGUCUUUGAGAGAUGAUAUUGCAGCAGAUUUGUAUGACUUGGAAGAAGAGUAUUACAGUAGUAUAAAUAAGUGAACUGUGAUGAGCAACAAUAUUUGUUGUAAAUAUAUCGUAUUUAUUCUAAAA